UUUUACUGAAAAACAGAAGUAAAGCACUUGAUAGUUGAUACAUCAUCAUCGAAGGAAGAGAGAAAGGAUUAGGUGACGGCGUCUCCUUCAGCGGCGGAGACAUGGAAAACGACGACGUCGAUAUGGUCGGAGCUGAAAACAACAACAACAACGAAGCUGAAUUGGAUGACAUGAAGAAACGCUUGAAGGAAAUGGAAGAUGAAGCUGCAGCUUUGCGGGAGAUGCAGGCCAAGGUUGAGAAGGAGAUGGGAUCUGUGCCAGAUCCUGCCAAUGCUUCUGCAAGUCAGACCAAUAGAGAGGAAGUGGAUUCUCGAUCAGUCUUUGUUGGCAAUGUGGAUUAUUCAUGCACUCCUGAAGAAGUGCAGCAGCAUUUCCAAUCAUGUGGAACUGUAAACCGAGUCACCAUUCGCACUGAUAAGUUUGGCCAGCCUAAGGGUUAUGCCUAUGUAGAAUUUCUUGAAGUAGAGGCUGUCCAAGAGGCUCUCGCGCUGAAUGAGUCUGAACUACAUGGGCGUCAAUUGAAGGUAAGUGGUAAGAGGACCAACGUACCAGGGAUGAAGCAAUUUCGUCCCCGCGCCCCUAACCCUUACAUGGGUUUUCGAGGCAGAGCCCUAUUUGCACCACCUCCUUUUGCCUUUGCUCCUUAUGGAUAUGGAAAGGUUCCAAGAUUCAGAAUGGGGAUGCGCUACAGCCCCUACUAUUGAGUUUCCGUUUCUGCAUAAACAGAUAUAUUGAUUAUUGGAUGGAUGGAUAUGAUUCUCUACUCCUUCAUGUUGGAUGAUGACCGAUGUUUUGGCCAUUUUGUGUGGGGAAAUUAUUGUCCGACACCUUGAUUGAGGUGGUUGGUUCUGUGAGGAUUAAACACUGACUUAACGGCAAACCUUGUAAACUUAUGGUGUUUUUUCUUCCUUUUCAUUGGUAUUCGAUAUAUGCUCAAAUGUCCUUUUGUAAAAAUGUCCAUCGUAAGUGUUCAAUGGAUAUGGUUCUCAUUUGUUUA
This is a messenger RNA of Lotus japonicus, 997 nucleotides long. RefSeq names its product polyadenylate-binding protein 2-like. Gene Ontology annotation, molecular function: RNA binding. Lineage: Eukaryota; Viridiplantae; Streptophyta; Magnoliopsida; Fabales; Fabaceae. The record is from RefSeq and is a predicted model, not a curated record. The transcript is spliced from 6 exons. Bases 102 to 704 code for a protein of 200 amino acids.